Messenger RNA from Cladophialophora carrionii CBS 160.54, 3690 nucleotides. RefSeq lists its product as uncharacterized. The record is from RefSeq and is a predicted model, not a curated record. The transcript has a single exon. Bases 1 to 3690 code for a protein of 1229 amino acids. Lineage: Eukaryota; Fungi; Ascomycota; Eurotiomycetes; Chaetothyriales; Herpotrichiellaceae.
AUGGACCGCUUCGGGCUGGGAAAGUACUCGCGUCUCAGCUUCAGCAGCCUCAAGACAAGGCGGGACAACAGCGAGAUCGAGUUGAUCAGCUCUCCCGACCCGCAAGCAUUCUCCCACCGCGACCCCUCUCCGAACGCGCCAUUUAUCGUCCCGUCGGAAAUCAUACAGUCUGAAGAGAAGGGACAGAUUUUGGACACGCAUUGGGACCCUUUCUUCUUGAGGACUUGGGUUUUGGUUGUAUUUGCUAUAUUCUUCGCUGCGGUCAUUGCUGCGCUGCAAGUGAUCUACAGCUUCUCGCAGAGCAAUCAUGGAAUCGCGACGAGCAGUGACGAGAAUCACUACCUAUGGACGUAUGGCCCGACGGCUGUCUUUGUGGUUGUGACGGUCCUCUGGCGCCAGGUCGACUAUGCCGCCAAAUCCAUCCAGCCAUGGGCGAAUAUGGCGACGGGACCGCAGCCCGCUAAGAACAGUCUUCUCCUGGAUUAUGUUACUCCGCUUCAGAUCUUGUCAUUUUGGAGGUCACUGAAGAGGCGCCAUUUCGCCGUCUCUAUUGGCAUCGGCGUUUUCGUUCUGAUCAAGGUCAUCACGGUGCUUAGCACCGGCAUAUUCAGCUUGCAAUCUGUCCAAAGGACCGACGUGCCGACGUUGAUGGCACUGAACAACACCUUUGAUGGCUCAAGCUUUCAGCAUGCCGCGGCCGUGGAUUCGAGAGCCGCUUUUGUGGCAUAUGGUCACAGGCAGUACAAUAUCAGUCUGCCGAGUGGCAGCACGGAUCAAUACACUGUCCAGGGGUUCGCUCCAAGCGACGGGAUUGUCAACGGCAGCUUGACAUACUCUGCACCCGUUGAUGUGUUCAGCGCCAGUCUUUCUUCGUGCGAGACCGGCAAGAUCAACUACACUACAUCUUUUGAUCGAGGCAGUAACACCCCGGUGGCCGCUUACUACAACAGUACUGUGAGUCUUCCUGACUGUCAGAUCGUUGGCGCAUAUCUCGAUGCUCCGGAUUGGUAUUACCUACAAAACGACACCGAUCAUCGCUUUGGCUACCGAGCAUCUUUUCAGAAUGUGACCUGUGCCAAUCUCCCGCCGAAUGACCCUACCAGAUUUCGCUACAUGAUUGCAGCAGCCUAUUCGGAGGGCGCAGGGCAAAACGACAACACACUGCUCAAUUCUUCCAAUAUUGUUUGUAUUCCUUCCUAUAUGGUGCAGUCAGCCAUGGUCACACUCGAUACCCGAGGCAAUGUGCAGUCUGUCAAUGUAACCGGAAAACCUCGUACAAUCAACGGAGUCAGCGCCGUCGAUAUUGCUGAUGGCGUUCUAUCAACUAGCCAACAGGCAUCUUCAAUCUCCGAUUUUUCAUCUUCCGACAUUACACUAGAUGUCUUCACGACCAUGAUGCAGCAGGAGACGGACGACUUCAGUGCAAAAGAUCUUCUUGAUCCGACUUACUUGAACAGCACCGGAAAUCUGGUCUACGGGAAGAUUGCAGCGCAACUCGCAAACUUGUAUCUGCUUGCGGAGAGCACGGAGGAUCCACGGGCGGUCGUCGAAGGCACGGUCUCAAAAGAUGAGAGCCGACUGAUUGCUAGACAAACGCCAAUCAGAAUCAUGCAAGCUGUCGCUGCGGUAAUGCUCUUGCUGGUUGUGAUCAUGUUGUUUAUCCGCCCGCGAGGGGUUGUGCCAAGGAGUGUCGAUUCGAUUGCAGCUGUGGCAGCAAUUCUUGCUCGAAGCCCAGAGCUGGAGGCUCGUCUUCGGGGCUCUGGACACAAGAGCUUGGAUGAGCUCGGUGAAAUCCUCGCUCCACACAAGUACCAGACCUGCACCGGGUAUGAGGAUGGAGCCCGGAGUUUCUCGAUUCGCAUCUCCAGCAGAACUGGAACCGAGCUGGCCAAAGUCUCAAACCAGGACGACUCAGUUCUUGGCAACGUCAAAUGGAUUAAGCCGUUCAUACUACGCCGGAUCGGCAUCUCGCUCACGAUCCUGGCAUCGCUCGCCGCCAUCGUUGCCCUUGAAGUACUCCUGUCGCAGUCCGAAAAGCACAAUGGCCUUGGCAGUGUAGACGAGGGCAGUGCGACCAGGUACUCGUGGCUUUAUGUGCCGGUCUUCGUCUUCCUCCUGUUGGCCACAUUGUUCAACAUUAUGGACUUCGAAGUCGAAUUUACCGAGUCGUUCCACGCUCUAGCGAAAGCGGAAUGCGACGCGAGAUCCUCCAUGCUCUGGUAUCCAUUACGACACAUGUCAUUACACGCCACCUAUAGUGGCCUGAAACACAGCAGAUUUGCCUUGACCGCGGCGUCAGCCUCCGCUAUUCUAGCACCUCUCCUGACCAUUGUGGUGUCAGGACUCUACACCACCAAGCCUACAAUCCAAGGGAUACCGGUGGGAGUCAACGCAUUGGACUGGUUCAACACCACCACCUUGGCGGACGUUUCCACGAACAUCCCCCUCCUCGUCAUCGAAGGGAACAUGUCGUAUCCUCAAUGGACCUUUUCGGAGCUAGCGAUUCCCAGACUGAAUCUUGUUGGUGCCAACGCGAAUCAGCUGCUUGUCCAGGGUGGCUCUCUCUCUGUCGAUACGCCUGCAAUCCGAGGAGGUGUCAAGUGCAAUGUGGUUCCUCAGGACCGCAUCAUCAACAACACCCUGAUGGCUGGGUACAUCAGCUCGAACAUCAGUACGCCUGAUGGUUGUGGGAACUCGGCAUUUGGAGACGGACCGAAUCUUUGGCUCAGUACCAGCGUCCAAGUACCUGUCAAUGCCUCGGGCUACUUUGGUUCUUCACUGGUACUUGGCUUCCUCGACACUUGUCCCACGCUUGCAUUGUACUACGGUCAUGUGGCCAACAACGACAUUGAGAACUUCACUGCGCUACUGUGCACGCAGUACUUGGAGCGAGUGCAGGCCAACGUGACCUUUGAUAUCCCGGGCUACUCCAUCUCCACUGAACCGAUGGCGUAUGAAAACUCGACCGCCAACUUCUCCAGUUUCCACACCGGGUUCUCGACGCUGCAGGUCUUGAACGUGACAUCCGCUGAUGAUGAGCUGGACGACACUUUCAAUGCUAUGGUGUAUGGCAAGGACGGCGUUCCGACAAACGAGCUCCUGAACGACACCACCCUGAUCGACUCAUACACGCACUUGUAUCGACAGUACAUGGCACAGGUCGUCAACAUCUACCUUCGAGCGGAUUUUUCGACCUUGUCGAACAACGCAUCUGAAACAGUCGUCAAUCCGUUGCAGGCGAACUACACGAAUCCACAGCAUUACAGGCUCAAGCAAUCGCCACUGUCAACUCAUUUGCUGGUAGGCGUUGUUGCAGCGUUGUUGAUUUGUGCAUUAGUCGUCUUCAUCACGAUUGAUAUGCGCAAUGUCUUACCGAAGCCUAUCGGAAGCAUUGCCGCGGUGGCAAGCUUGCUAGCGGGCUCCCGCAUCGUCGACCCAAGAUCUGGCCUGGUUCCUCCGGGAUCCGAGUACUGGUCAGAUGAGGAGUGGGAGAAGAGUGGUGUGUGGCAAAGUGAGAUGUUCCGAAUGGGAUGGUGGGACAAAUUCCAGGAGCCGGCCGACACGUGGACCAGCGAAGCCAGCCAGACAAAGACGUCGUCGAGAAGUCAUGUGAAUCAGUUGCAUUCAUCUACCGACGGGGAGAGGAUUGAACUGCCCGCAUCUUUCAGGAUCGAUGCCCGGCCCAAAUAA